Molecule: messenger RNA, 427 nt
Organism: Acromyrmex echinatior (Panamanian leafcutter ant)
Lineage: Eukaryota; Metazoa; Arthropoda; Insecta; Hymenoptera; Formicidae
Source: RefSeq, a predicted model, not a curated record
CGUUCAUGAAAAACAUAAUACAGUUAUUUCAAUGGAUGUAGAUACAGAUGAUCCAGUUAAUCAAGAGCAAGUCAGCAUUGUCAGCAAUAGAUCAAAAAGCUCUUCUAUUUCUGAAAUUUCCGUACCUAAUUCUUUCCAAUCUUCCCAGUUCACAUUAUCGGAAAUACUGAAUAAGAGAGCAAGUUUUGAUAGUGGAGGCUCAAGGAAUAUAGCAAUUACAAACGCACAAAUUUAUAUGAUCUGCAGAGACAAUAUACCAACUAGAAGUAACGGCAACAAUCUGAAACAUGUAUACAAUGAUCAUGUAAACACCGACAUCACGAGAAUUUCUGCGAACUGUACGUUUCUGUUGGCAACUAAAGUAUGGAUUAGUAGUGAUAGACAAAGACAAUGCGCUUACGAAUGGACGAUACAGAAAAGGAUUUAA